This is a messenger RNA of Heterocephalus glaber (naked mole-rat), 3818 nucleotides long. The record is from RefSeq and is a predicted model, not a curated record. Lineage: Eukaryota; Metazoa; Chordata; Mammalia; Rodentia; Bathyergidae.
UGUUUGUGAAGCAUAGAACGUUUGAUGAUAUCACAAUGAGAGUUCAGACCCAAAGAAAAAAAUGACAGCCACCUAACAGCGUGGUGCCCAGCCAACCAGUGUGAUACCAGUGUUGAAGAUUUUUAAGAACAUGCACUCCUGAAGGCUUCUUCCAAAGUGAAAAGUGGUGACAGUGACAACAGCCAAUGAGUAUGAAGAAAUUCCUUUCCCACACAAAGCAGCAGAACUAGUUAUAUUUGGAGCUUGUGGAAACCCAUGCCCAUCCCAGCAGAGACUCCUAAGAGAGGAGAAAUGAUGAAAUGGCACUGACAGGUCAUGAAAAGAAUGAAAUGAGAUGGUUUUUCUCAAAGAUUCAGGAUGAAUUUAGAGGUGGAAAAAUUAACGUAGAAAGAACAUAUAAAUUACUUGAAAAAUUAGAUAUUCAGUGCAAUUAUGUUCAUGUGAAACAUAUUUUUAAGGAUAAUGACAGACAGAAACAAGGAAAAAUCACAAUAGAAGAAUUUAGAUCAAUUUAUCGGAUCAUUGCACACAGAGAAGAAAUUGUUGAGAUUUUCAAUGUGUAUUCUGAAAACCGGAGAAUUCUUUUUGAAAGUAAUUUGAUUCAAUUUCUAACACAAGAACAAUAUGAAAUUGAGACAACUGAAAGUAUUGCUUCUGAGAUUAUUCAGAAAUAUGAGCCCAUUGAUGAAGUCAAGAAAGCACAUCAGAUAUCACUUGAAGGGUUUACAAGAUACAUAUAUUCAUCUGAAUGUCUACUAUUCAAACAGGAGUGUACAAAAGUUUAUCAAGACAUGACUUAUCCAUUAAAUGAUUAUUUUAUUUCAUCUUCACAUAACACAUAUUUGGUGUCUGAUCAAUUAGUUGGACCAAGUGACCUUUGGGGAUAUGUAAGUGCCCUUGUGAAAGGAUGCCGAUGUCUGGAAAUUGACUGCUGGGAUGGAUCACAAGCAGAACCUGUUGUAUACCACGGUUAUACACUCACCAGCAAGCUUCUAUUUAAAACUGUUAUCCAAGCAAUACACAAGUAUGCAUUCAUGACAUCUGAGUACCCAGUGGUUCUCUCUUUAGAAAAUCACUGCUCCACUGCCCAACAGGAAGUGAUGGCUGGCAUUUUGCAGACUACUUUUGGAGAUUCCCUGCUUUCUGAUAUACUUGAUGAUUUUCCAGACAGCCUACCGUCACCAGAGGCAUUAAAAUUCAAAGUCUUAGUCAAAAAUAAGAAAAUAGGAACCUUACAGGAAACCCGUGAGAGGAUAGGCUCUGAUAAGCAUGGUAAGGUUGGGUUGUGGGAAGAGGCAGAAACGGAGGACGAGGAGGAAUCAACAACCACAGAAACAUAUGAAAAUUUGUUGUCAAGAGACAGCCAAGGAAAGGAAACAGAGACAAAGAAGGCACUUCCGGUAACACUUUUUUCCAAGAAAAAAAAGAUCAGGAAGCUAAAAAUAGCUCUGGCUUUAUCUGAUCUUGUUAUUUAUACUAAAGCUGAAAAGUUCAGAAGUUUCCAAUAUUCAAGACAAUAUCAGCAAUUUAAUGAAAAUAAUUCUAUUGGGGAGACACAAGCCCGAAAACUUUCCAAGUUGAGAGUCAAUGAAUUUAUUUUUCACACAAGGAAGUUCAUUACCAGAAUAUAUCCCAAAGCAACAAGAGCAGACUCUUCUAACUUUAAUCCUCAAGAAUUUUGGAAUAUAGGCUGUCAAAUGGUGGCCUUAAAUUUCCAGACCCCUGGUCUGCCUAUGGAUUUGCAAAAUGGGAAAUUUUUGGAUAAUGGUGGUUCUGGAUAUAUUUUGAAACCUCAGUUCCUAAGAGAUAUUAAAUCAAAAUUUAACCCAAAUGAUUCAAUAAAAGACAACGAUCCAAUUGCAAUUACAAUAAGGCUCAUUAGUGGGAUCCAGUUGCCUCUUAGUGGUUCCUCCUCUCACAAACCAGAUACAUUAGUGAUUAUAGAAGUUUUUGGUGUUCCGAAUGAUCAUAUGAAACGGCAGACUCGAGUCAUUAAAAAAAACGCUUUUAGUCCAAGAUGGAAUGAAACAUUCACAUUUAUUAUCCAAGUACCAGAAUUGGCUUUGUUGCGUUUUGUUGUUGAAAAUUCAGGUUUAAUAGCAGGAAAUGAAUUUCUCGGACAAUAUACUUUGCCAGUUCUAUGCAUGAGCAAAGGUAAUUUUCUUAAAAGUUACCGUCGCGUUCCUUUGUUCUCCAGAAGCGGUGAGAGUCUUGAGCCUGCUUCGCUGUUUGUGUACGUUUGAUUGAACUUGGGACCUUGUGCUUGUGAGGCAGGCAGAGGAAAUCAACUUGCUUUUUAUAGGCACAUUACAAGAUGGAAAGAAAUGUUCUCAAUAUAUGCUACCCAGAGGCAGAAAGAAGCCCCGUGAGCUGACUGGGAGGUCUCCUCAGUGAGUGUGGAUGUGGUGUCUGCACCUUUGCAUAGCACAGAAUACCACUUGUGAACACAUUGCCUUCUCAGUGACGUUCAGUUCAAGGAGAGAAAUGCUGCACUUCUAGUGAAUCAUUUGAAAAUGAUGAUGUAACAAGAUGCCAAAGGUACUAGAGAGGAAAGAGCAACAGGUUUGGAGCUAGAAUCCCUGCUCUGCUUCUGAAGGCUGUUAUGGCAGCAUGCUGAGCAUCCUCUCCCCAGCUCCAGAUGCACUUGAGCACAGUCUUGCCUUCACUGGGAUUUGUAUGUGGCAGAGCUUUUCAGGGAGACUGGCAAAACCUGUAGAGACACAUUCUGGGAAGUGUCAAAUAAGGGAGCUGGGCCCUGUACCAAAGCCUGAGGCUCUGAAGGGUGGAGCUUCUGCCAUUUGGCAGUGUCCCUGACCCAGCUUCUCUCCUAUCUGAAUAUGACAGGCCUAUGCAUAAAAAUGGAAAGAACUAUUUUCAUGAAAAACUUUGUAAUACUUGGUAUGCAAUGUGAUAUCCCUUUUGUAUUCAUCUGAGAGAUUUCUAUAAAAAUAAAGGGAGUGAGGACACCCUCUCUGACUUCACAGCACAUUGCCUGGUUUUGGCAGCCCCAUUGCCGUGAGUGGCUGGUGAUGCAGCAGUGCAGUCUACAGAGGUGGAAGUGGGGCAGAUACUUACAAUAGGGUGGAGCUGUGUGGUAACUCUCUGGAGCCUCUCAUGAGCCCAGGGCUUACUAGUAAGGACAUCUAGUAAGGUGUCCUUAAAGAUGUGCAGAAAUACAUUAGGGAUUUGGCACAAUGAUGGGCCUGAUGUCACACACAGGGAAAGAGGAAGUAAAAUCAGAUAUGGAAGGAGUGUAUUUUAUGCAUUUCUUAUAAAUAUUCCUGUGUAUGGUACAGACACAGUAUAAUAGGAGAAAAAUGAGACUAUUGUGGCCCCUUUUUCUCUCGUGGCUGUCCAAAUUCAGCCGGGUCCCUUGCCAAACUCGUUUAUGUGAUGAUCUCUUGCUGUCUUGAUGACUGUUAUUAAAAUAGUUCCUUAUGCACACAUUGCUUCAAAUUUCUGUUGGACCAGAUUAUGCUCAUUUUGGAAUUGGCUAUGCAUGGACUCUGUUUUUGUUUUUACAGUAAUUUAAAAUGUGGCCAAAGUAUAAAUAGUGUUUGUUUGUGCCACAAAUACAGUCAAAUUCUGAAAGUAUUGUAGUGAUUUCUGAUCAGUGAACUGUGGGUGUAUGAAGACCUAGAAGUAUUUCAAGGCAUCAAGAAAUUAUUUACACAUCUAGAAUUACAAAGUAAUCUCCAAGCAUGAGUUUUUAUUGCUGCUUUUAUGAUACACAAAGCUUGAAGUAAAUUAAAUGUCAGUUUACUUAAAUUAUCCUGAAUGUCUAGUGGCUUUUUAUUAUUAUGCAUUUUCUUAGAUUA